GUUCCAGGUCGUGGUCUUUGCCAAAUUCCCACGCCCCUGCCCACCCUGCCCGAAUCCUCUCGCCCUUUACCCCCGCCCGCGACCCCAUUCACACUCUCGCUGCUCCACUCCGCUCCGCUCAGCUCGUCGGGACGCGCCCCCGCCUCCCAUCCCAUGCCCGCCCCCGCGCUCGUCGGAGGCCGCUCGCGGCGGCCUCCCAUCCCGCCGCGCUGACGAGAGGGCCUCUCGGUGGGGGCGCUUCGGGUGUUCAUUUUGUCCGUUCGGGGAAGGGGAGUGCGGCGAUGGGGAAGCAGCAGGAGGGGAAGCGGCGGCGCGGGGAGAAGGACGGGAAGCGGAAGGGGAGGGGGAAGACAGCUGCAGCGGCGGUGCCGGAGGACGCGGCGCCAGUGGCCGGGUGCUGGAUCCGCUUCCCGCGCCUCCGCGGCUGCAUGCCGUCGCGCGCCAAGGUCGACUCCUCCACCAGCGCGCGUGGCGGCGGCCGGGAAACCAAACCAUCUACUGAUGAUGCUUGCCAGGACCAAUCAGUACCACCAGCCUCUGGUUCCGCAACAACCAGUAACACUGGAAGUAUCUCACCUUCUUCCAUAGUUGGAGAGGAGCUAAAACUAGCUUUCCAACUGCGUAGAUUUACUUUUAGUGAACUGAAAUGUGCCACGAGAAACUUCCGACCUGAGAGUCUUCUUGGCGAGGGAGGUUUUGGCUGUGUCUUUAAAGGAUGGAUUGAGGAGAAUGGAACUGCUCCUGUUAAGCCAGGCACCGGAUUAACUGUUGCUGUCAAGACACUCAACCAUGAUGGGUUGCAGGGGCAUAAAGAGUGGGUGGCAGAAGUUGAUUUUCUUGGAAACCUUCAGCAUCCACAUCUAGUGAAAUUGGUUGGCUACUGCAUUGAAGAUGACCAGAGGUUGCUUGUGUAUGAAUUUAUGCCCCGUGGAAGUUUGGAGAAUCAUCUUUUUAGAAAGUCAUUGCCUCUACCAUGGGCCAUUAGAAUGAAAAUUGCUCUUGGUGCUGCGAAAGGCCUCGCUUUUCUUCAUGAAGAAGCUGAAAGACCAGUAAUCUAUCGGGACUUCAAAACCUCCAAUAUUCUUUUAGAUGCGGACUAUAACGCAAAACUCUCUGAUUUUGGACUUGCUAAAGAUGGCCCUGAGGGUGAUAAAACACAUGUGUCAACUAGGGUCAUGGGAACAUAUGGAUAUGCUGCACCUGAAUAUGUAAUGACAGGUCACCUGACAUCGAAGAGUGACGUAUAUAGCUUUGGAGUUGUACUACUAGAGAUGAUGACUGGUAGAAGGUCAAUGGACAAGAACAGGCCAAACGGAGAACACAACCUGGUUGAAUGGGCACGCCCUUAUCUGGGAGAAAGACGCAGAUUCUAUAAGCUUGUAGACCCUCGUUUGGAUGGGAACUUCUCCAUAAAAGGCGCCCAGAAGACGGCUCAGCUGGCCCAUGCCUGCCUCAGCCGUGACCCCAAGGCUAGGCCUCUGAUGAGCCAGGUGGUGGAGGUGCUGAAGCCUCUCCAGAACCUCAAGGACAUGGCCAGCUCUUCCUACUACUUCCAGUCCAUGCAACAUGAGCGUCGCACAGCACUUGCCAACCCAUAUGGCAGUCAAAGCAUGAAAGCGCAGAGCACCUUUGCGCGGAACGGGCAGCAGCCCAUGAGGAGCCUCUCGUAUGGCCCUCAUGCUUCCCCGUAUCGCCAGUCGCCAAGACUUGACAGCAAGCGGCAAUGAGUCAUGGUGCUUGUCUGUCGACCAUAACAUAUUUUCAAGACUGAAGUUGUAACCAGAACUGGUGUAUGAACUCAGCCAUCCAACAAGCAUCUGAGCUAUCUAUUAUUGUGGAUGAAGCAGCAACAUUGAUUCGAAUUUGCAUAUCAUCUGCGAGUGAAUUUUUCUCUCUUGUUAUCGCUUACAUUUUAGCUGUACUGUCUUUACGGCUCUAGAUACCUUGACUUGAAAGGUGGAACUAAACAGGGUUUUGAUCGGUCUUUGAAACAA
Zea mays is the source of this 1994-nucleotide messenger RNA. RefSeq lists its product as uncharacterized. The record is from RefSeq and is marked provisional. Gene Ontology annotation, molecular function: protein kinase activity; ATP binding. Lineage: Eukaryota; Viridiplantae; Streptophyta; Magnoliopsida; Poales; Poaceae. Gene Ontology annotation, biological process: protein phosphorylation.